This is a messenger RNA of Ictidomys tridecemlineatus (thirteen-lined ground squirrel), 2209 nucleotides long. NCBI's taxonomy places the organism in Eukaryota, Metazoa, Chordata, Mammalia, Rodentia, Sciuridae. The record is from RefSeq and is a predicted model, not a curated record.
CUACCCAAUUUCAGCCAGUGAUUGGAUGAUGUCAGCUGUCAGUCACGAUGCAGAGGCGGGCCUGGAGGCCAUCCAUUUAGGACGCUGGAGGAACUGUCCAAUCAGUGCGCAGAGGAAGAGGGAGGGCGGGCUUCCGCAAUCUCGCGGGCUUUUCUUCCUCACCAAAUGGGCUACUCCUUCUCUUGCGCCUGAGUUCUCUCCUCAGGGACCCCAUGUGACUCUCGCUCCCUUGAACCCCGCAAUCUCGGGUGACUGGAGGUUCCACAGAGGACCCCAGGUCACCACGGAAGCCAAAAAUGGAAACAAGUGGGAAGACAAGAUCACUAAAGAUCAGAUUGAAAACUCUAGGAGCAAUAUAAGGCACAUCACAUCCCACUCUGGACACAAAUACUACAAGCACGAGGAAUGUGAAGAGAAGCCAUGUGAAUUUAAAAAAUUUUGGAAAUCUCUGGUUUCUCCCAUAAGUGUUCACACACAAAAGUUAACACAAACUGGAGAUGGACCAUAUGAAAGUAUAAUACAUGGGAAAGUCAUCAGUUGUUCCAGUGACAUUCAAAGACAUGAAGAAACUCAUACUGGGUGGCAACCUGAUGAAUGUCAACAAUAUGGUGAAGCCCCUUCUUUUCUCCUAGGUGUUCAAAGUCACACGAGAACACACAGUGAAUGUAAACCUUUUCAAUGUGAGGUAUGUGGGAAAGCCUUUUAUUUCUCCUCUUUAUUUAGAAGGCAUAAAAGAACUUAUUCUGGAGAGAAACUCUGUGAAUGUAAAAAAGGUGGUCAAACCUUUAUUUCACACACAAGUCUUCAAAGGCACAAGAUCACACACACGGGGAAUGCACGUUUCAAAUGUAAGGUAUGUGGGAAAGACUGUGCUUAUCCCAGUUUAUUUAGAAUACAUCAGAGAACACAUACUGGAGAGAAGCCCUAUGGAUGUAAGCAGUGUGGAAAAGCCUUUGCUAAAUCCAGUUAUCUUCAAAUACAUGGAAGAACACAUACUGGAGAGAAGCCCUAUGAAUGUAAGCAGUGUGGCAAAGCCUUUGCUACAUCCCAUCAGCUUUAUAACCAUGGAAGUAUACAUACCAGAGAAAAGCCCUAUGAAUGUCAACAAUGUGGAAAAUCUUUUACUACUGCCUCUUGCUUUAAGAUACAUGAACGAACUCAUACUGGAGAGAAGCCCUAUGAAUGUAAGCAGUGUGGGAAAGCCUUCACUCAGUCCUCUCACCUUCGCUUACAUGAACAAACUCAUACUGGAGAGAAACCCUAUGAAUGUAAGCAGUGUGGGAAAGCCUUCACUCAGUCAUCUCACCUUCACUCACAUGAAAACACUCAUAUUGGAGAGAAGCCCUAUGAAUGUAAGCAGUGUGGCAAAGCCUUUAGUAUGUCCAGUAACCUUCAGAUUCAUGGAAGAAUACAUACUGGAGAGAAGCCCUAUAAAUGUAAGCAGUGUGGCAAAGCCUUUGCUAAAUCUGGUGACCUUCACAGACAUGAACGAACUCAUACUGGAGAGAAGCCCUAUGAGUGUAAGCAGUGUGGCAAAGCCUUCACUCAGUCCUCUCACCUUCACUCCCAUGAACAAAUUCAUACUGGACAGAAGCCCUAUGUAUGUAAACAGUGUGGCAAAGGCUUUUCUAGAUCCAGUGACCUUCAAAUACAUGGAAGAACACAUACUGGAGAGAAGCCCUAUGAGUGUAAACAUUGUGGCAAAGCCUUUGCUAGAUCCAGUGACCUUCACAUACAUGAAAGAACUCAUACUGGAGAGAAGCCCUAUGAAUGUAAGCAAUGUGGCAAAGCAUUUGCUCAGUCUGGUCAGCUACACUCACAUGAAAAAACUCAUACUGGAGAGAAGCCCUAUGAAUGUAAGCAGUGUGGCAAAGCCUUUGCUUCAUCCCAUCAGCUUCACAAACAUGGAAGAAUACAUACCCUAUGAAUGUCAACAAUGGGGAAAAGACUUUGCCACAUCCUGUCUAUUUCACACAUGUGAAAUAACACAUACUGCAGAGAAAUUGUAUGCAUGAAAACAAUUGGUAAACUCUUCUGUUAUUUCUGUUUCACUCAUAUACAUGUAAAAAGUUUACUGGAGAAAAAUCCUUUGAAUAUGAAAUAUGGUAAAUCAAUAUUUCAUGUUAUCCUCAAACACAAGAAGUGGCUCACACUUCUGGAAAUGUGUGUUUGUGUGUGUAUGUGUGUGAGAGAGAGGGAGAGACAGAGA